GGCUGGCUGUUCAACUCAGUGGCCCUGGAACCUGAGCUCCAUUUCGCCACUCUGUUCCAUCUGAUCCUGUCUACACCAGAGUCUGAUGGAAGUCUUUCUGGGUGCUGAGGCUGUGUGAACAUAUAGAGACACAAGCAUGACCUGAGUGAAUCGGCUGAUGGCCAUCUUGCCAUUGGUGAUUGGCGCACUCUGAUCUUUAGACUUUAGAAUCAGUCUUUAAGUCAUUAACAAAUUUCCUAUGACUGAGGAAUUGUUUGUAUCACCAUGGCAUCAGCCUGGAUAACAAUGUUUGCCACGCUGCUGCUGGCAUUUGUGAACGGAACGAAAGAUGAGGUUCACACGUCUCCAUCUGUGCGGGUACACACUUCCACCCCUGUGGUGGCCUUGGGGUCACCGGUGACUGCCUCUUGCAUCAUCAGAGAUGACUGCCCACUCAUAAAGGGGGCAGUCUGGCACCUCAACCACAUUGUCUGGCACCUCAAYCAACGCCUUAUUCCCAGCAGUCCUGCAGCAGSCAAUGAGAGUGGUAGACCCUCUGCAGCGGCCAAUGAAAGUGKCUGGAUCUCCACCGUUUUAUAUUCGGUGGCCAAUCAGAGUGGCUGGAACUCAACAGUGUUCAUACCUAGCUUCACGGACACCAAGGGAUAUCUCACGUGCUGUGUCCUCCACACCUUCCCGUGCCAGAUCGUAGGAGCAGUGGAGAUAAGAGCUGGAUUUCCACCCCAAGCACCACAGAACCUUAGCUGCCUGACUAACCUGACCAAACCGGAAACCCUCUCAUGCCAAUGGGACCCAGGACAGGACACCCACCUGCCCACACAGUACACUCUCUACACUGAGAUCAGGGACUUACCAGAGAGCAACACGUACAUGCUGCCGCCAGGGGUACAUCACUACAAGAUACCACGGACCGGCUUUGUUCUCUUCUCAGAGAUAGAAAUAUAUGUCAAGGCGGUGAACGCCUUGGGUCAAGCCACCUCAACACCUUUGCUUCUGGAGCCGAUGGAGUCAGCCAAGUUUGACCCUCCAAAAGUUCUGAAGGUCCAAGCAGAGACAAACAGGUAUGGCUGCCUAAGGCUCAGCUGGGGUCUCUCUGAACAGCAAGCGUGGGUGACCACUGUGACCUUGGAGGUGCGGCUGAAAACAGCAAACAGCAAGCAGUGGAGUGAAGAACCAGUCCCAGUGCAACGCUUGAUACGCCAGAGACCCAUGGAGGUGUGUCGCCUGCUCCACGGGACAGAGUACCACAUCCAGAUACGGGUCAGGUAUCACCAGAGUCCAUGGAGCGAAUGGAGUAACAGCWAUACUGCAGUCACGCUUGAGAGGGCUCCCACUGGACGACUCGACUCUUGGAUGAAGGUAUCUAGGGAGCAGAGUCAAAAGUCUCUCAGUGUACACUUGUUUUGGAAGCCAUCGAAGCAGUUCCGUGCCAAUGGCAAGAUCCUKUCCUAUGUUGUCUCGCGCCAGAGACAACCCACGAAAAAGGGACAGUUGUGCGUCACAUUGGAUAGCCACUGUGUUUUCCAGCUUCCUAAGGGCGCAAGGAAAGUGUUCCUCAGCGCUGGGAACGCUGCAGGGACAUCCAGCCCUACGGAGGUGGAAGUGUUUCAACACAGGGGUCUGGCAGCAGUCUCUGACGUCACUGUCCUUCCUCAUGAUGAGAGCUCUCUACUGGUCCAGUGGACAAGCAUACAUUCAUCCAGUGUCACAGGCUAUGUGGUGGAGUGGAGGCCAUUGUGGAAAAUGGACCCUGCCCUCGUCUUGUUUGACCACAUUGACAGGAAUCAAUCCAGCACUCUAAUAUCAGAGAGCAUCGAGCCAUACAAUCCCUAUGGGAUCUCUGUGUAUCCUAGGUAUAAGGACGGGAUUGGCCUUCCUCAGACCGUCGAGGCGUACUCUAGACAAAAGGCCCCAUCUGCCGCCCCAAAUCUGAGGGUGAGGGAGACGUUGCAUUCUCGUAUUGAGCUUACCUGGGAGGAGAUUCCACUAUGCCAGAGGAAUGGGAUCGUGCAGAGCUACCAGAUCUUCUACUGGGAUGAGCAGGGAAACACCAAAGUUGUGACUGCUGAGCUGGAAAACAGGAGGGUGGUUCUACGAGAGCUYGACCGUUCAUCCUCAUACAAAGCCUUUAUUAUGGUUAGCACAGGUGGCGGGAGUCUGAACGGAUCAGAGGUUACACUCAAAACUGAACCAAUAGAUGCCUUUGCUAUCAUCUUGAUAGUUAUUUCCUCUAGUGGUGGGCUGUCAUUGCUCAUCAUUAUCUCAGUUCUGGUCUGCUUCUCAACACAUGAACGGUUGAAGAUGUGCUUUUGGCCCAAGAUCCCCGACCCUGCCAACAGCAGCAUCAAGAGGUGGACCACAUUGGAGUCAAUGCAGGAUAUUCCCCCUGUUGAGGACAUGCAGGAAUCCAGCCUGGUCUAUCUCUCCCAUCUCAGCCUCCUGGACCUGCCCAAGAAGGGUCUCGAGAAGAGGGGUGGCGAGAUCACCGAUGACCCCUGGUGCCGCUGCAGUGACACCAGUGACCCGGGUGAGUCCAUAUGUGGCUCCCCCCAUGACCUCAGCCCUAGCUACAUAGGGUCACACCAACACUCUGUUCCGUAUGCCACUGUGGUCUUUGAUAGCCCAUACUCAAUUCAGCCACCAAGCCAAUCCCAUGCCUACAUGCGCUCAGAGUCCACACAGCCACUCCUGGAGGAGGAGCUCGAGGAGCCCUCUAGCCCAAAGGACUACCAGAAUGUUCCCGUCCGUGGGACAUCUGGGGAGCAAGUUUCCUUUAGAGAAUGCCUGAAUGACGGCCCAGGAAGGGGAGAGAUAUGCAUUCUUUGGGAUGACUUUCCCUUGCUUAGGGCUUUGGAAAUGAAUGAUGUUCAAAGUGAAUAAUCAGUGGUAUUGAGAUUUUGAAAUGUAUGCAAGAUAUGUGAGAUGUAUGUCACAGAAUGGCAGAUACAUGUUCAACACCAAUGAUGUUUUCAAGACAGGGACAACAUGAUUGCCCAGUUUGUGAAUGUUAGUGCUACAAAAAAGUGCAUUGAAAAAUAGUAAUUAAUGAAGUUUAUAUGUGUUCAUGUUGAUCAAUAUUUUGUCUCUUCUGGUCUGAUGUAAAGCAUAAAAUAAAUGUCUGAUCAAUACAUACAA
This is a messenger RNA of Salvelinus sp. IW2-2015, 3135 nucleotides long. It is a transcript of the gene csf3r, whose product is annotated as colony stimulating factor 3 receptor. Gene Ontology annotation, biological process: cytokine-mediated signaling pathway. Gene Ontology annotation, molecular function: cytokine binding; cytokine receptor activity. Lineage: Eukaryota; Metazoa; Chordata; Actinopteri; Salmoniformes; Salmonidae. Gene Ontology annotation, cellular component: external side of plasma membrane; signaling receptor complex. The record is from RefSeq and is a predicted model, not a curated record.